Messenger RNA from Helianthus annuus (common sunflower), 1168 nucleotides. RefSeq names its product U-box domain-containing protein 9. Gene Ontology annotation, cellular component: cytoplasm; nucleus. The transcript is spliced from 5 exons. The record is from RefSeq and is a predicted model, not a curated record. Bases 38 to 1168 code for a protein of 376 amino acids. NCBI's taxonomy places the organism in Eukaryota, Viridiplantae, Streptophyta, Magnoliopsida, Asterales, Asteraceae.
AUAACUCACCAUCACCUCCUCCACCUUCACAUAAAGAAUGUCGUCUUUUCAUGCCCUAUUUGGUGAAUCCCUUGAUUCUAUACCUCAAUUGCUGACCCGAUUGUGUCAAACCAAGUCCCAAACGAAAAUCCACCCUGAUCUUCAAGAAGAUCUAAUCACAACCCUUUUGAACUUGUCGAUUAAUGAUAGUAAUAAAAAGCUUGUUGCAGAGACGCCAAUGGUUAUCCCUUUGUUACUAGAUGCAUUAAGAUUUGGGACAAUUGAAACUAGAACAAAUGCCGUUGCAACCCUUUUCACUUUAUCAGCUCUUGAUUCUAAUAAAUCCGUAAUUGGGAAAUCCGGUGGUUUGAAACCGUUGAUUGAUCUUUUGGAAGAGGGACAUCCACUGGCAAUGAUAGAUGUUGUUUCCGCUAUCUUUAACCUGUGCAUUCAACACGAAAAUAAAGCUAGAGCUGUGAGGGAUGGUGCUGUAAGAGUGCUUUUGAAUAAAAUUAAGAAUAGAGUUCAUGUCAGCGAGUUACUGCCGAUUCUUGCCAUGCUUUCCAGCAACCAGAAAGCUGUUGAGGAAAUGGGAGAUCUUGGGGCUGUUUCUUGUUUGCUGACUUUAAUAAAAGAAACAAAUUGUGCCCGAAAUAAGAAGACUGGACUGAAAAAGAGGAUGGAGAAGAAUAUCGUGGUGGUGGAGGUAGUUGCAGGUUGUGAAGGUGGAGGAGGUGAUGCUGUUAGAGUUGGGGUUGAAGAAGAUGAGAUCAAGAAGUCUCACAAGUCGCUCGGUUUCAAGUCCCUAACAAGUAGCAACUCACAUCACGUUUCUAUCUCGGUUGCUAGAAAUCUUGUUGUUGAUGUUGUGAUCGUUUUUACGGGUUGCAUAGUUACUAGGGUUCGAGUCUUGUAUAAGGUUGGGUUGAAUCUUGCUGAUUUUGAUGAUGUAGAUGAUGAAGAGAUUGACAUUUCUGAUUACCUUUCAAGCUUAUUGCUGAGCAAACUAAGAGGGGUUUUGGCUGCGGAAAGGGUUUUAAAUGGUGGGAAUUUUGUGGGUUUGGAGCAGGUUAAAGGGUCUAUGGUCAAUUAUAUGCCAAAAGUUUUGAUGGUUCUUAAGGUUUUGAAGGAACAGGGGUUGAUUUUGGCUGCACUUUUUGGUUUGUCUGCUUUUUAUUUCUAUGACUGA